Molecule: messenger RNA, 768 nt
Organism: Prorocentrum cordatum
Lineage: Eukaryota; Dinophyceae; Prorocentrales; Prorocentraceae
Source: the annotation of a GenBank genome assembly
AUGCUGGGCGCACAGCGCUUGCCCGCGCGGGACCCGCAGGGCAGGGACCUGAACGUGGCCCGCCUGCCUGGGAGCUGCGUGUUGGCGAACCCGACGUACGACCUCGGCGCCUCCUCGGCCCUGAAGAGGACCAACAACCUCAGCAGGAUGCUGGGGGGCGGCGUCUACCACGCGGGUGUCGAGGUCUACGGCACGGAGUGGUCCUACGGCUACAUCGAGUGGGGCACGGGUGUGCACAAGUGCGCACCCCGCACUGCCGAUGGUCAUACUUACAGGGCUACGCAGAAGAUGGGAUACACGAGGCUAACGCAGGAGUCCGUGGGCAAGGUGCUUGAGAGGAUGAAGGGCGAGUGGCCUGGGAAAGACUAUCAGUUCUUGGAGCACAAUUGCUUGAGCUUCUGCAGCGCGUUCCUGCAGGCCCUCGGCCUGGGGCCCCUGCCGCCAUGGGUGGACCGCUACGGGCGCACCGCCUGCAAGGUGACCAGCGCGAUCCCGGUCAGCGGCCUGGUCAAGGCGGCAAAUCUCGUCAGAGUGGCUACUGGUGGAGCCCAAGACGAUCAUCAUCAGGAGGUGCACCACUCCCCGCGGUACACGCCGAGUCUCGGGCGCCAAGCCUCGGGGCCGCUGCACUCGCCGCGGGGCACGCCGUCCCUGCUGCGCUCGGGGAAGAGGCUGGACGCGGACGCGGCGAUCCACCCGUGGGCUCCCGCACAGGCUCCGUCGCCCCCGGCCAGCUCCAGGGGUCGAUCCAAGCGGGCCAACGGCCAG